Molecule: messenger RNA, 1014 nt
Organism: Candidula unifasciata
Lineage: Eukaryota; Metazoa; Mollusca; Gastropoda; Stylommatophora; Geomitridae
Source: the annotation of a GenBank genome assembly
AUGUUGGGAAUGUCCCUAUCUGCAGCAAGGGGUCUUAGUGGUCCAAUCUAUCAUGUACAUGAGGUUCCUGAACAUUUCCAUGAACACUUCAUUCUGCGAGGGUAUCGUCAUCCCAAGAGCUCAGUGACACAGUGUCUGCUUAGUCUGUUUGAUGCCACAAAUGAGACACUCAACUUCUGGACCCACUUUCUUCCAUCCUGGUACUUUUUGUAUGUUCUGUACCACCUGUGGAAGACCGUGGACUUUGUGGCAGACAGUUACACCUGGCCCCUGCUGUGUUACCUGCUGGUCUGUUGUGCCUUCCCCCUGACUAGUGCGGCUGCUCACCUGUUUAACGUCAUGUCUGACAGAGCCCGUCAUGUCUGUUUUUUCCUGGACUACUCGGCCCUCAGUUUGUUCAGCUUUGGUGUCGCCAUCUUAUACAGGGCUUAUUGCUUCCCCUGUGAUCUGCUUACAGAUGAAGGACCCUUUACCUGGUACCGUAACAACUAUGUCAACAUGGCGGCCAUGUUUGCCAUUCUGUGUACGCUGAUAUCUUGUGCCACUCGCUUCAUGAAACCAAGCCCUGCACGGAAAGCUCUACGCUUGGGAUCGUUUGCUGUGCCGUAUGUUUAUGACAGCAUUCCUCUGGUAUAUCGACUGAUUCACACACGACUGGGCGAGCCACAUUUUUCUGCCCAGUAUCUCUACACAAGGCAGUUUAUGUUUGCACUUCUUGCAGCAUUUCUAUAUGCUUCUCACUUGCCUGAACGGCUUUUGCCAGGUAUUUUUGAUAUAGUAGGCCAUUCUCACCAGUUGUUCCAUGUUUUCUCUAUACUUGCUGUGAUGGACCAGCUUCAGGCUGUGCUGCUGGACUUUCAAGAGCGGAGGGAAUUUGUCCAUCACCGAUGGAAUUUGGAACAACCCUCCCACAGCCUUGCUUACCUGGCUGCCAUUUUUUGGAUCAAUUUAUUUGUGAUAUUUUUGUUUACACUCAGGUUGCUGCGUCUGAAGCACAAACUAAAGACAAGUUGA